AUGUUCAAAUUCCUUAUCAUUAAUCCCAACUCAUCGAAGGGUGUUACAGAUAACUUGGAGACUAUCCUCCCCAAGGUCCCCGGGACUGAGUUGAUAUUCUAUACGGCACCAGCAGGUGCUCCGAAGGAAAUCACAGGAGUCGAGACUUCAAUCGAAUCAGAGAAAUAUGUUUUAGAAGAUAUUAAGGCAAAGAAGUUGGCCGAUGAGGUUGAUGGGUUUUUGGUUUGUUGCUAUAGCGAUCAUCCAUUAAUAUAUUCACUUUCAAAGUUGACACCAGAUAAGCCUGUGCUUGGGAUUAUGCAGGCAACACUUUUAUACAGCUUACUGAAUCCAACGUUCAAACUGUUCAUCCUUACUAGUACUUCUGAAUGGGAGCCAUUACUUGAUGAUGGAAUUCAGAAUUUUUUGGGUACUUCAGAAUUCCCUCACACUAAGUUCUUUCCAACAUUAGGCUUGAAUAUAAGCGUUCUUGAUUUGGCACUGCUGACAGAUACAAUUGUUCCCGUCGUAAAGGAGAUUUUAAGUAGACUGGACUAUGCUGGAUGCAACUGUAUCCUUUUGGGUUGUGCCGGCCUUAGCGGAGCUGAUAAAGUGAUUGAAAGAGAAACCGGAGUUAAAUGUGUUGAUUCCGUUAGAAUAGGUGUAGAAUUUCUUAAUGCCUUGGCAAGAAACAAUACUUAUUGA
This is a messenger RNA of Lizanozyma spartinae, 684 nucleotides long. It is a transcript of the gene DCG1, whose product is annotated as Dcg1p. The record is from RefSeq and is a predicted model, not a curated record. The coding region runs from base 1 to 684 and encodes 227 amino acids. The transcript has a single exon. Lineage: Eukaryota; Fungi; Ascomycota; Pichiomycetes; Serinales; Debaryomycetaceae.